Ricinus communis (castor bean) is the source of this 2144-nucleotide messenger RNA. RefSeq lists its product as uncharacterized. NCBI's taxonomy places the organism in Eukaryota, Viridiplantae, Streptophyta, Magnoliopsida, Malpighiales, Euphorbiaceae. The transcript is spliced from 5 exons. The record is from RefSeq and is a predicted model, not a curated record. Bases 347 to 1684 code for a protein of 445 amino acids.
AACUCAUCCAUUUUUAUACACACCCUUCCUUUUGUCCAUCUCUCCUUUUAGCCUUUGUUUUUCCUUCAAUCGUUUUCUAUUUACUGUUUUGCCCCUACCAUAAUCUCUGUCUCUCUGUUUCACCUAUACAUCCAUCUUCUCCAUUUUAGGGUUUUAAGAUUUCCGAUUUUCUCCGAUCCGAUUCUCCUUCUUGUCAAAUUGUUUGAAUUUACUAACAACUUACAUUUUGUCGAAUUUGAAUCCAGACGUUAUUUCAACUAUUAAAUCUCAGUGGAAGUACUUAAUUCUUAGGAUUCUAGUUUCUCUUUUUUCUUUUUAAUUAUUUAAAAAAAAAAUAGGUGUAGAAAUGUUAGGGACAGGAUUGCAAUUUAGUGGCCGAGGUGGUCGUGGAGAAGAUCGAUUUUAUCAACCAGCUAAAGGCCGUAGAAAUCACCACCACAAUCAACACAAUGAUCAACUGCGUAGAGCUCAGAGCGAUGUUACACCGGCGGCGACUCAAUUGCCAUCAUCGGCAAAGGAGAAAGUUGAAAAGUCAUCCGUUUUGAUGGCGGAUAGAGAGCCUGAUAACCUAACCGAAUCUCAUAAAUCGGCGGUUUCAGUGCCUGCCAUUGAACCGGUGUUUUCUCCAUUGAGUAAUUUAGAGCGGUUUUUGGAGUCUAUUACACCAUCUGUUCAGGCGCUGUACUUAUCUAAGACUACAAUGCGAGGGUGGAGGACGUGUGAUGUGGAGUUUCAACCAUAUUUUGUACUAGGUGAUUUAUGGGAGUCCUUCAAGGAAUGGAGUGCUUAUGGUGCUGGAGUUCCUGUUAUUUUGAAUCAUAGUGAUUCUGUUGUUCAAUAUUAUGUUCCCUAUUUGUCUGGUAUUCAACUUUAUGGAGAGUCUACCAAGACUUGUGAUAAGUCCAGGAGACUAGGCGAGGACAGUGACAGUGAUUUUAGGGAUUCAAGUAGUGAUGGUAGCAGUGAUUGUGAACCUGAAAGAGGAUUAACGGGGUCAAGGAAACAAUGGAAUCAUCAGCACGUAGCAAAUGGAGUUCCUCUUAGAAUGGAUAGAUUGUCACUUAGAGAUUGCCAUAAUGCCCAUCAAGAGGACUUCUCUAGUGAUGAUGGUGAAUCUAGUAAUUCUCAAGGAAGCUUGCUGUUUGAGUAUUUUGAACGAGAUCCCCCUUACGGCCGGGAACCAUUGGCCGACAAGAUUUCAGAUCUCGCAUUAGAAUUCCCUGGUUUAAAGACACUAAGAAGUUGUGAUUUACUAUCAUCAAGCUGGAUUUCUGUGGCCUGGUAUUCAUCUUUCAGUGUUUUGUUUGCUAAUGAUAUUAAAUUCUCAUGUUUGAUUAUUGGUCUGCUGGAAAUUUGUAGGUAUCCGAUUUACAGGAUACCAACAGGACCAACACUGAAAGACCUGGAUGCUUGCUUUCUGACAUACCAUUCUCUUCAUACACCAUUAGGAGGUGCACAAACUGCUCAUACUCCAGUUAUGACAUAUCCCACUGAGAUGGAUGGUGUGCCUAAGAUGUCCUUGCCUGUAUUUGGGCUUGCAUCAUACAAGUUCAAGGGGCCCUUGUGGACCCCUAGUGGGGGAAGCGAGCGACAAUUGGCAAAUUCUCUUUUGCAGGCUGCUGACAAUUGGUUGAGAUUGGUUCAGGUCUAUCAUCCAGAUUUCGUGUUUUUCUGCCGCAGGUGAUAAAAAAUUCUGAUGGAUACUUCAUCCCUUCAAACAUUCUGGAAGCUAUAAGCCCAACGCACUUGUUUCAUAAAUGAAUUAUGAGAGCUGAACUAAUCCCUUAAUUUAUGGAAAGAAAGAUGUCAAGUGGAGUCAGGUGCAAGUUUUUUGAUAUUUGUUCUUACAGUAGUUUUAUAUGGGGAUAAAAAAGGAAAAAAAAAAAAAAAAAAAAUUGUGGGAGAGGUUUGGAAUGGAAAGAGUGCAAAUAAGGCUUAAGCAAAAAUGAAUAGAGGAAACAGAGUUAGGAUGAGCUACUGAACGGAGAGCUGAACUAAGGUGAAGAAGUGGUUUAGCCUACCUCAGUGAGAGCAAGUUUUACUUGCUCCUCCUUAUUAAAUUAUAUAAUGGGUUUUGUAAUGAUAAACCAGGCACUUUUUUUCUGUCCUGCUGGUUCGUCUUAGCAUGUAAUAUUUUAUUUCAA